AUGCCGACCGGAUUGAAUUACGUUCCAACCCAAGCGUCUCUGACGGAGUUGGAGACCGAACUCAACGCCUCUCUAGGGCCGUCAUGGACCUCUCAGUUUGACGAAUCUACAACAAUGGCCGCUACAUCAGGGACGGGGACUCCCAUAGCCCCUCAGACACCCUCUCCAAAUGACGAUAUCACAGUGGGCCAGCGGAUGUUCUCUGCGACGGCGGGAAAUAUCUUGACCGGAUUACUAGUUACGCCUCUCGAUGUCGUCCGAGUCCGCCUCCAAUCGCAAUCCCAAAUACAAAACACAUCUCCCUACACCUCCCACACCACACAAACGUUGAAAAACCUUCCUCCAAACCUCGGCAUCACGUCUUGCUGUCGCGAAGUAUUCUGGGUCGGAAACGAUGCCCAGAUGUGCAUGUUGGGACCACAUGCGACUGCAGUAGGCAGUACACCCCACCCGGCGAUGGAUUGUGCGAUCGAGGAAACGCAGCGACGAACAUUCACAUCAACCUUAGAUGGGCUACGGAAGAUUGCACGCAAUGAAGGCACCUUAACACUAUGGCGAGGACUAAGCCCGACUCUGAUGAUGGGAAUUCCGGCGAAUGUCAUUUAUUUCGCUGGAUACGACUGGCUACGCACGGAUGAUCGCAGUCCGAUCAAGCAACGACUUGGAGAAAGCGGCGCGCCAUUAGUGGCAGGCUCUAUCGCCCGAGUCGCGGCAGCGGCAGCGACCAGUCCAUUGGAAAUGUUCCGCACAAGACUUCAAGCAACCCCGGGUACGGGUGCGAACCAUUUCAAGACCACGAUCCAGGAUCUGUACCACAUGACGCAAGCCAAGGGAUACAGCUCUCUCUGGCGCGGGUUCACGCUUACAAUGUGGCGCGAUGUACCCUUCUCGGGCUUGUAUUGGUGGGGAUACGAGGAAGUGAAGAAGACUGUGAUCUCGGCGCGCUAUCCACAUCUCACCGAAUCCGACGAGAAACCACAAGAAACCACAACUCAAGCAUUUCUCGAUAGCUUUAUCUCUGGAGCUGUUUCGGGGUCCCUGGCAGCACUCGUAACCACCCCCUUUGAUGUCGGAAAGACGCGACAGCAAGUCUUCCGACACAUGGAUGACGGGGCUCCCACUGGCCCCCCGCGACCAGCGCUUCCCCCGGGCAAACUGGCGCCCGAGCAGCUUUCCCUUCCGAAAUUCCUCAUGCACAUUUUCCACGAAGAAGGCACCGCCGGUCUGUUCCGUGGCUGGACAGCCCGAUGCCUGAAAGUUGCCCCGGCCUGCGCCAUCAUGAUAUCAACAUAUGAACUUGGUAAGCGCAUGGCUCGGGAGGUCAACGAACGGCGACACUCGGACGCAUAA
Molecule: messenger RNA, 1350 nt
Organism: Penicillium nucicola
Lineage: Eukaryota; Fungi; Ascomycota; Eurotiomycetes; Eurotiales; Aspergillaceae
Product: putative mitochondrial carrier protein
Exons: 2
Coding region: 1-1350 (449 amino acids)
Biological process (GO): mitochondrial transmembrane transport
Source: RefSeq, a predicted model, not a curated record